AUGACUGAGGGUCGCAACCACGACGACCUCAUCAUUAUUUUGUGCACGAAGGCUCUCCAUUCCGCGCGAUUUUAUGCCUUCCUAAUAAUAGGCGCCUGUGUAGAUCCCUGGCAGGCCUUCUUUACGGUGUCCACCCAGCGGAAUAAUAUUAAUUUACUUAUUUAUCAGGUGGAGGUUUUAUUUUACGAGAACGUGAACAAUCAGUACAGACGCAGCUUCAUCGAGCUGCAGUUCAAAUUCUGUGCGUUCAUCUUUAAAGAUCCUAUCUUCGGUGCCGCCAUCAGAAAUCAGAUAGCCAGCAUUGACAGCUGUCCCAUACCAGCGGGGGCAUAUAACCUGUACAACAUGACAGCCGCCGCUGACCACCUGCCAAAGUUACCAUUUUCAAAAGGCCGCAUCUACAUAUGCCUCAAAACCAGGUCGAAGCCAGUCUUGAGGGGAUACUGCGAUAUGGAGCUGAAGAGAAAGAAACCGCCUAAACAUUAA
This is a messenger RNA of Cydia fagiglandana, 486 nucleotides long. RefSeq lists its product as uncharacterized. The record is from RefSeq and is a predicted model, not a curated record. The transcript is spliced from 3 exons. The coding region runs from base 1 to 486 and encodes 161 amino acids. Lineage: Eukaryota; Metazoa; Arthropoda; Insecta; Lepidoptera; Tortricidae.